This is a messenger RNA of Boeremia exigua, 1305 nucleotides long. RefSeq lists its product as uncharacterized. The coding region runs from base 1 to 1305 and encodes 434 amino acids. Lineage: Eukaryota; Fungi; Ascomycota; Dothideomycetes; Pleosporales; Didymellaceae. The record is from RefSeq and is a predicted model, not a curated record. The transcript has 3 exons.
AUGUUCCGCUCUUCAAUAUCCAUCUUCGGCAUCCGCACCCCCCGCCCCGACCACGAUGCCGAGAACCCCCCCGUCCCCAGUCUCAGUCUCCCCGUGCAGCCCUCGCCCGCGCCCCCCUCGCGCUUCGCCCGCUUCUCGACCAACGCGCGCACCAUGGUCGGCUCGUCCGUGUACUCGCAGUCCCCCGGGCCGCCCAAAUGGCGCACUCCCAAGAUGCCCUCCAUGGGCUUCAGCCGGCGCCCUGUAUCCGCCGACCUCGAGACCGUAAUCAACCCCGCCUUCGCCUCGCACUCGGCCGCCUCGUACGUCGGCACCAUCUCGCAGGACAGCCCCCCGCCGCUGUCCUACCGCCACCCCGCAGACGUCCAGCUCCCCGCCGACGACCCCUUCGUCGACCCCGAGGCCGCGCCAGGCGCAGAGGAGAACCCCGGACCCCGCCGCCAUCGCCGCCGCAGGCGCAGGCGGCAGCACCGCGCGGACCACUGGAAGCGCAAGCGGUCGGACCGCGGCAAGCUGAUGCCGUUUGUGCGCGGGGCGGCGGCGCGCGGGAAGCUGAUUGCGUGUAUUAUCUCUGGUAGUUUUUUGGUUGUUGUGUUGAGUACUUACCUCGCAAUCGCCCUCACCAACAAAGACAUUGGCCAGGAAAUCCACAUCCUUUUCAUCCUCCUCCUGCUCAGCAUCACAAUCUUCUUCUGCCACUCCCUAAUCCGGCUGUGCAUGCUGCUCCUCAACCCCCCACCACCCUCCUCCUCCUCCUCCACCUCCGCCCCCGCCUUCCAGCUCAACCCCGCCGGCUUCAGCCCCGAAAUCCCUAUCCCAGUGCGCCUCGCGCGCGACGACGACCUCGUCUCGGACUCGGAGGACGAGUGGGACGAGAAGCACGAGAAAGAGGCGUUGCCGCCGCCGCCGCCCGCGUAUGGGCUGUGGCGCAGUAGUGUGCGCGCGGAUCCGAAUCUGCUGCACUGGGCGCGUGUCGAGGGUGCGCGCGCCGAGAGCGCUGUUUCUAUGCCGCGGAGUCGGAACGGGAGCGUGGUUGCGAGUUCCGUGGGCGCGCCCAACGCCCCCGGCGCUACUGGUGCUGCUGGUGCUCAGAGUGUUGUAGCAGAGCCGGUCGUCGGGCCCCGGCCGCCGAGCUACGUGCUCGACGACGCGCACGCGGCGGGCGGUUUCGCGGCGCCGGCGCCCAGCGCGGGGAGUCCCGGGGUUGCAGGGCAGCCGGUGCAUCCGGCGUGGCGCGCGAGUUAUGUUAUGAGUGAGAUAAGGCCGGGGGAGGUGCCUGCGGGGGUUGGGCGGCGGUUGACGUAG